This is a messenger RNA of Mustela lutreola (European mink), 934 nucleotides long. Its product is annotated as apolipoprotein B-100-like. Gene Ontology annotation, biological process: lipid transport. NCBI's taxonomy places the organism in Eukaryota, Metazoa, Chordata, Mammalia, Carnivora, Mustelidae. Gene Ontology annotation, molecular function: lipid carrier activity. The record is from RefSeq and is a predicted model, not a curated record. The transcript is spliced from 4 exons. The coding region runs from base 296 to 934 and encodes 212 amino acids.
GCAGUAAGGGAAGGGAGUAGAAGCCCAGAUGCCUCCUGCCUCCCCAGCUUAAGCCGUCGGGAUGGUGGUGCUGGUGAGCAAGAUGGGGAAGAGCAGGUUGGGUAAGGAGCGGGGAGGUCACUCCCAGCCCUCCGGGGAAGAGGAGAGCCGGCGUUGCCUCUUAUCCUCUUGAACCCGUCAGGGUCCCAUUCACAAGUCGGUCAGUGGGUGGUCCUUCUUCUGGCCUUGCCCGCCUUCCAUCUGAUCUGUGGUUUCAGAAAUUCCAGACUCGCUGGAGAGACCGGCGGCCUCCUGCAUGAUGGCGUGCCCAGGGUCAGCUGAUCCCCACCUCCCUGUGGGCACCAGAUACAUCUAUCAGUUUUCCACCAACACCAGUACUGGCCUGCAGGGGGACCCAGUGGAGGGGAGCGGCCUUGGCCUCCAAGGCUUGGUCCUCAUUGAUGUGCUGGGCCCAUGCCAGAUGGCCUUGUGGCUCCAAGAAUUCCAGGUGACAUCUAUCCUGGGGUCCGAAGUGGCAGUUCUGAAGGACUCGGAGAAUUUGAGCGCCGCCCUGGGCCGCCACCCGCUGCACUUUGUCCUGCAGGCAGGGCGCGUGGCCCGCCUGUGUCCCCGCCGCGCAGAGCCGCGCUGGGCGCUGAACGUGAAGCGCGCAGUGCUGAGCCUCCUACAGGGGCUCCCAGACGCUCGCGGCCCCCAGACAUUCGAAGAGGUGAGGCCGGGAGCCUGGAGGGGGGCGGGGGCAGGGGACGGAGCUGGGGGCUCACGGGGAGCUGACGGGGGGUCUCGCUCGCCCAGGUGGACGUCCUGGGCAGGUGUCCCACCACGUACCAGCCACAGGGUGCCCGACUGCGCAAGACCAAGGACUUGGCCCGCUGCUCCCUGCGCCGAGUGCGCACGUCCCUGCGCUCCCAGGCCCUGCCACGGGAGGAGGUAA